ACCCUCUCUUUGACCUCUUCAGGAUGCGCAUGGAGGGACGAUGCUGACACACUUCCGAUUCUUCACCAUCUUGGCCUUCCAUGUGUUUCUUCAGGAGAAGGUGGAUUUAGCUGUAAUUGAAGUUGGGAUUGGUGGCACAUAUGACUGCACCAACAUUAUAAGGAAGCCGUGGGUGUGUGGCAUCUCCUCUCUGGGUAUAGACCACACUCAGAUUCUUGGAGACACCAUUGAAAAGAUCGCCUGGCAUAAAGGAGGCAUCUUCAAGCCAGGGGUUCCUGCCUUCACAGUCAAACAGCCAGAAGAUGCAAUGGUUAAGUUGAGGAGCAGAGCUAAAGAGAUGAGCUGUCCUCUGUGGGUGUGUCCAGAGCUGGACGACUACCAGAAAGAUUGCGGACCUUUUUGUCUGGGCCUGGCAGGGCAGCACCAGCACUCUAACGCCUCCCUGGCCCUCCAGCUAAGUCACACUUGGCUUCAGAGAAGAUGUCUACCAGCAGAUAAAAGCUUUCCCUUCACAAGUGUUGACAACACAGGUGUCCUUCAGAUGACUGCCUUCAAGCCCAGCCCGAUCAUAGUCAAAGGCCCGUGUGAAGAAUCGCUGUUGUGAUGCCAGAGCAGUUUGGAGUUGCUUCACUUUUUCAGUAUGGCAUGUUUUGUCUGGUAGUGUCUCUUUACGUUUAAUUCCUUAAACAAGGCAACCGUCUCUUGACAAUUAAGGCAAACAUAAGUGCCUCGAUUUUCAGUGAAGAAAUAUUGUAAUUCCCAUCGUUCCUGAAA
Cottoperca gobio is the source of this 774-nucleotide messenger RNA. Its product is annotated as folylpolyglutamate synthase, mitochondrial-like. Gene Ontology annotation, cellular component: mitochondrion; cytosol; cytoplasm. Bases 41 to 604 code for a protein of 187 amino acids. NCBI's taxonomy places the organism in Eukaryota, Metazoa, Chordata, Actinopteri, Perciformes, Bovichtidae. Gene Ontology annotation, biological process: tetrahydrofolylpolyglutamate biosynthetic process. The transcript has 7 exons. Gene Ontology annotation, molecular function: tetrahydrofolylpolyglutamate synthase activity; ATP binding. The record is from RefSeq and is a predicted model, not a curated record.